UCCUGGGAGGGGGGAUCGCGCUGGAUCUAAAUUUAUUCAUCGGCGUCCCAAUAAUAACCUCGCCCGCAACGACCCAAAAAAGAGAAUGGGAGGGUAAUACAGCAAGGGGAAUCACAUUACGGACCCUACGAUUGACCUCGCUAGGAUGUGAUACGCGAGUUUCAUGUGCUUGGGUUUGAAUAGACUGGUUUUUAUUUUUAUUUCUCUCUCUUUUUCUUUCUACUUUUUCUUAGAGAAGAGGAAAGAAUAUGCAUUUCUUUACGAGGCCCAGACCGGAAUUAUCUUUACUGCGUACACCACAUUCCGUACAGUGCCCGGUAUCUUUGAGGUACUCCGUACUAGUACGGAUGUCGAGCCAAAUUCUGCUCAAGCCAAGAGGAACUCGAGAGUUACUAACCCCAAAAGAACAUGCAAAAAAGGGGGAGGUUCAAGGAAAGCUGGAUCAUAUUCUCCGGAUAAGGGGCGAGAGAUCAGGAAAGGAGAAGAAGUCAAAGAGAAGAGAAAGGAUUGCCAUCAACUUGACACCUCAUUUCAAACCUUCAUAUAGUAGUUCUUUGUUGUUCGGGGCGCUUGGGCCCGCCGACUCGAUGAAAGAGGCGGGGGGUGGAAAGAAG
Aspergillus steynii IBT 23096 is the source of this 614-nucleotide messenger RNA. RefSeq lists its product as uncharacterized. The transcript has a single exon. Bases 164 to 547 code for a protein of 127 amino acids. The record is from RefSeq and is a predicted model, not a curated record. NCBI's taxonomy places the organism in Eukaryota, Fungi, Ascomycota, Eurotiomycetes, Eurotiales, Aspergillaceae.